GCAACCGGGUUCCAAGUCAGUGUCUCGCCCCAACAAGUGGCCUUCCUUAGAGUUCUAGUCCCACCAGCGGGUCUCAGCUCUUUCCUGUUCACGGUUUUUCCUUAUCAUUUCCGAUUCUCCCCUCUAUUGGUUCCGAUAUCACCCAUGGUGUGUGUCCCCAAGCUCUGAACCGGCUCUUAAAAUGAGUUCUCGUGGUUCCUACCUGGGAACCAACCUCUGGCGCCUCUGGCCCGCCCUCCCCGGGCUCUGGUGGCUGCUGGGGCUGGGGCUGCUCCUGGGGCCUCAGGCCGCUCUCUGCGCGCCUUUUUACCUCCCCAGGUUGGCUCCGGUCAACUUCUGCGAGGCAGACCGAGAGACUCCUACCUGCAAGUCAUCUGUAGCACUAUUUGUAAAUAGGUUGGAUUCAGUGGAAUCUGUGCUACCUUAUGAACAUAAUACCUUUGACUUCUGUCAAGACUCCGGAAAGAAAAGCCCUUCUGAAAAUCUUGGACAAGUACUAUUUGGAGGACAAAUCACAUCAUCUCCUUAUAAGUUUUCUUUUAAUAAGACAGAAACGUGUAUAAAAGUUUGUGUAAAAUCUUAUGACACAGCCAAUGAAGAUCAAAAGAAAAAGCUGGAUUUUUUGAAGAAAGGAAUACAACUGAAUUAUCAGCAUCACUGGAUUAUUGAUAAUAUGCCAGUGAUAUGGUGUCGUGAUAUUGAAGGCAGAGAAAAGUACUGCACACCAGGAUUUCCGAUUGGAUGUUUUGUUACCAAAAGUGGUAUAGCCAGAGAUGCUUGCGUUAUCAAUUUGGAAUUCAAUAAAAGUAAUACCUUCUACCUCUUCAACCACGUUGAUAUUACCAUUACAUACCACAGGGAAAAUGAAACAAAUUGGAGUAUUGCAAGAUUGGUUUCUGCUAGACUUGAUCCCAAAAGCUAUAAACAUUCAGAUGAAAACCACCUCACUUGUCAUGGACCGCCUAUGGAAAUUCCUGGAGAAUAUACAGAUAAGUUGAAUGUAACCUACACUUACUCUGUGAAAUUUGAGGAAAAUAAAAAUAACAAGUCAGGCUCUAGAUGGAAUUAUGUUUUGGAGUCUAUGCCUGAAACCAACAUUCAGUGGUUCAGUAUUAUAAAUUCCUUUGUUAUCAUUCUCUUCUUAUCUGGAAUGGUGGCUAUGAUCACACUAAAGACUGUCCAUAAAGAUAUUACCAGAUAUAAUCAGAUGAGAUUUCCAGAAGAUGCCCAGAAGGAAUUUGGUUGGAAGCUGGUUCAUGGGGAUGUAUUCAGACCUCCAAGGAGCAGAAUGUUGCUAUCAGCUUUCCUGGGUCAAGGAAUACAAGUUUUGAUUAUGACGUUUAUUACUUUACUUUUGGUGUGUCUUGGUUUCCUCUCCCCUGCCAAUCGGGGCGCUUUAAUGACCUGUGCUGUUGUAUUAUGGGUCCUUCUGGGAACCUCUGCUGGAUAUGUGUCUGCUAAAAUGUAUAAGACAUUUCGAGGUGUUCAGUGGAAGACAAAUUUUUUGCUGACAGCACUGCUGUGUCCUUGUGUCAUCUUUGUGAAUCUCUUCAUCAUGAAUCUAAUUCUUUGGGUGGAGGGGUCAUCGGCUGCCAUCUCCUUUGGUGCUUUGAUAGGUAUUUUUGCAAUGUGGCUUGGAAUUUCAGUACCACUAACAUUUUUGGGUGCAUACAUUGGAAGCAUGGGAAAGUUUAAGCAUCCAGUUCACAUCAACCAGGUUCCCCGCCAGAUUCCUCAGCAAACUUUCUUUAGGAAACCACUUUUUGGAAUGAUAAUUGGUGGUGUUUUACCUUUUGGCUGUACUUUUAUUCAACUUUUUUUCAUCCUAAACAGUAUUUGGUCUCAUCAGAUGUACAUCAUGUUUGGCUUUCUUUUCUUAGUCUUUAUAAUUCUCCUGAUUACUUGUUCAGAAGCUACAGUGUUGCUGUGUUAUUUUCAUUUGUGCGCUGAGGAUUAUCAUUGGUGGUGGAGAGCCUUUUUUACCAGCAGUUUUAUGGCUGUUUAUCUUUUUAUGUAUACAGUUUAUUACUUCAUUACCAAACUUCAAAUCGCGGACGUUGCAAGCACUAUUUUGUACUUUGGGUCCUCGAUGAUCAUGGUCUUGAUUUUCUUCCUUUUCACAGGGACAGUUGGAUUUUUUUCCUGCUUCUUUUUUAUUACUAAAAUCUAUAGUGUGGUGAAAGUGGAUUAAAGAAUAUCUCCAAAGGCUUCCAGGCACAUCACUGUUGCUUUUGAAUAUAAAUCUAGAUCUAUAUGAACAUCUGUCGAGAUAUGUCUGUGUGCUUCCAAUGGCAUGUUUUAAAUAUAUAUCAAUUUAAAA
Molecule: messenger RNA, 2320 nt
Organism: Camelus dromedarius (Arabian camel)
Lineage: Eukaryota; Metazoa; Chordata; Mammalia; Artiodactyla; Camelidae
Product: transmembrane 9 superfamily member 2-like
Exons: 17
Coding region: 182-2191 (669 amino acids)
Biological process (GO): protein localization to membrane
Cellular component (GO): membrane
Source: RefSeq, a predicted model, not a curated record